This is a messenger RNA of Brassica oleracea var. oleracea, 384 nucleotides long. Its product is annotated as F-box protein At5g65850-like. The record is from RefSeq and is a predicted model, not a curated record. Bases 1 to 384 code for a protein of 127 amino acids. The transcript has a single exon. NCBI's taxonomy places the organism in Eukaryota, Viridiplantae, Streptophyta, Magnoliopsida, Brassicales, Brassicaceae.
AUGCAUGGUUCAACAGCUCUGGUUAAUUACAAUGGGAAACUGGGUUUGCUUACGUCUGGAGAUUCUCCUGGUGUUAAUAUUAGUCGAGCAAGUGAAAGUUUUGAGCUGUGGGUUCUACAAGACGCUGAAUGGUCCAAGCAUGUAUAUGUAUUACCUCCUUCGUGGAAGGAUGUAGUUACGGAAACCAUGCGCAUUGCUGGAAUAAUAGUUGGUACAAAUGAAAUCGUCUUGGUACCUGGGCUCCAAAACGUGCCUUCCUAUGUCCUCUUCUUUAAUGUGGAGAGAAAUACAAUAACAAAAGUUAGAAUCCAAGGAAUGGAAGCGUUUCAGGGUAAGAGAUUCAACACCUAUCUCAAGUAUGUUGAGAAUGUGAAGCUUCUUUAA